AUGCAGGGCGAACUAAAACAAAGAAUUCCGAACAGCUCAGCGCAUGAGUUGACGAAGGACAAUAGUAAGGAAACUAAACCGAAAGAUGAUAGAAAGGAACUCAUAUACAAAGGUUUAGUGCAUUCUAAAACGGAAUUGCAUACGUUGUUAGUGUCAUCGUCGAUCUUGACUUUACUUGCAAUCUGCCACAUCCGGAACCCUAAGUGGUGUAGGAAGUUUGUUACAUUACAGUACGAAUACGUUACGCGACCAAACCAUUAUGAUAUAGGAAGUGAUGAUGCGUAUAUUGUUAUAACUUUUGUUGUAAUCUUGUCUCUUGUGAGGUCCUUUGUACUGGAAUUCAUUUUGAAACCUGUUGCGUAUUACAGGUUCAAUAUAAGGUCUACUAAGGCACUACAGAAAUAUGGAGAACAAGCAUGGGCAAUGAUAUAUUAUACAGCAUCCUGGACCUUUGGUUUUUACUUAUACUGUAAAUCUCCUUACUUCCUGGACUGUGAUGCAUUGUUUAUUGGAUGGCCUCAUGACCAGAUGACAGGAGCAUUCAAGUUGUACAAUUUGAUUCAGAUGUCAUCUUGGAUCCAACAAAUAGUGGUUUUAACGAUUGAAGAGAGACGUAAGGACUACUUCCAGAUGCUAGCGCAUCAUCUCAUAACAAUUGCAUUGACAACGGGAUCGUACUAUUAUUAUUUCACAAGGAUUGGUCAUGUUAUUCUAAUUUUGAUGGACUUUGUGGACAUUUUAUUGGCUUGUGCUAAGGUACAGAAAUAUUGUGGGUUUACAGUGGCUUGUGACUACACAUUUAUGAUAUUUUUGGUAUUUUGGUUUGCCCUCAGACAUGUCAUAUACAACUAUUUAUUGUACCAUACAUGGUUUAAAUCCAGAACUUUAAUGCCCGAGGGCGAAUGUGGUGCACAGCUAUUCCAGAAGCGAUGCUGGACACAUGGAAUAAUGAAUGGGUUUAGUGCUUUGUUGGCGGGGCUUCAGGUUCUCACUAUUAUUUGGUUCGUGUUAAUUAUAAAGGUGCUAAUGAAGGUUAUAAAAGGCUUUAACGCAGAGGAUGUUCGUAGUGAUGACGAAGAAUGA
Molecule: messenger RNA, 1083 nt
Organism: Eremothecium sinecaudum
Lineage: Eukaryota; Fungi; Ascomycota; Saccharomycetes; Saccharomycetales; Saccharomycetaceae
Product: HDL227Cp
Exons: 1
Coding region: 1-1083 (360 amino acids)
Biological process (GO): ceramide biosynthetic process
Cellular component (GO): membrane
Molecular function (GO): sphingosine N-acyltransferase activity
Source: RefSeq, a predicted model, not a curated record